This is a messenger RNA of Ramularia collo-cygni, 1614 nucleotides long. RefSeq names its product probable sugar transporter STL1. Gene Ontology annotation, molecular function: carbohydrate:proton symporter activity. The record is from RefSeq and is a predicted model, not a curated record. The transcript is spliced from 5 exons. Gene Ontology annotation, cellular component: membrane. Bases 1 to 1614 code for a protein of 537 amino acids. NCBI's taxonomy places the organism in Eukaryota, Fungi, Ascomycota, Dothideomycetes, Mycosphaerellales, Mycosphaerellaceae. Gene Ontology annotation, biological process: carbohydrate transport; transmembrane transport.
AUGCCUGGCAUUCUGUCCCAUACCGGGCUUCUCGGAGGCAAAAUUUCAGGGGCGAGUUUGCAGAGUGGCGUGUGUGUCACUGCUGCUUCUGGCUUCCUGCUCUUUGGAUAUGACCAAGGCGUCAUGAGCGGCAUUAUAACUGAGCCCAGAUUCCUCCAGCAGUUCCCACAGAUGGAUCCUCAGAACAAGUCUGGUGCUAUCCAGGCAUUGGUUGUUGCAAUCUACGAGAUUGGCUGUCUGCUGGGAAGCGGACUGAUCAUUUUUGUUGGCGACAAGCUUGGAAGGCGCAAGUCGGUGUUGAUUGGCACCUUGAUCAUGCUGGUUGGAACGGCGUUGCAGGCGACUGCUUCUACACUUGGACAUAUGAUUGUUGGAAGAAUCGUCACGGGCUUUGGAAACGGAAUGAAUACUAGUAGUAUACCAGUAUGGCAGUCUGAGAUGGCUCCACCCAAGAUCCGUGGGUUCUUGGUUCUUUUCGAAGGCGCCCUGAUCACUGGCGGCAUCAUGAUCUCGUACUGGAUCAACUACGGCUUCUGGUUCGUAGAUCAAAGCUCAUUCCAAUGGCGUUUCCCAAUCGCCUUCCAGGCCGUCUUCGGUAUCAUGCUCAUCAUUGGAGUUCUCCUCUACCCCGAAAGCCCUCGUUGGCUAAUCAAGCAUGGAAAUCCCGAUGCCGCCAGAGAGAUUCUUGCUGUCUUGGAAGACAAGUCCCCCGAAGACCUUGUAAUCAUCGCAGACGUCGAGGAGAUGGACCGCGUAAACAAGAUUGUUUCUGCAAACAAGCUUACCCCGAAAGAACUCUUUAGCAACGGCAAAGAGAUGAAUCUUUGGCGUCUGAGCGUCGCGUGUCUCUCCCAGGCCUUUCAACAGCUGGGUGGAUUGAAUCUGGUCACCUACUAUGCCACAACCGUUUUCGAGGGGAGUCUACAGUUCGACGCUGAGCUCUCUCGACUUAUGACUGGCUUCCUAGGAACAGAAUUCUUUCUGGCAGCUCUAGUUGCCCUCUUCGUGGUCGAUCGACUGGGGAGGCGAGUCCUGAUGCUGUGGGGUGCCAUUGGCAUGGGAGUCUGCCUUUUGGUAGUCGGAACCUGUCUGUCACAAGCUACUCCUACGUACAAGGCGCCUGCGUAUAUUGCCACAGUGUUUAUAUUCAUCUACAACACAUUCUUUGCUAUAGGCUGGCUUGGCGUCACGUGGCUCUAUCCUGCCGAAGUUACGCCGAUCCGCAUCCGCGCAGAGGCGAACGGUUUUUCAACAUGCUCUAAUUGGUUAAUUAAUUACGCGGUUGUGCAGCUGGCACCGAUCAUGAUCAACAAAAUCGCAUGGAAGACCUACUUCGUCUUCAUGUGCUUCAACUUCUUCCACGUACCCGUUGUGUACUGGUUCUUCCCGGAGACGAAUGGCUACAAGCUCGAGGCCAUGGAUGCCAUCUUUGAAAAGGCCCACGAGACCGGCGAGAACCCCGUGUGGACGGAGCGAAGGGUGCGCAAGGGCAAGGACGUACUCGAUAUUGAGAAGCAUGAGAAUCACCCUGGAAGUGACAGCGAACCUGAGGGCGGCGUUCGCGGAGCAGAAAUUGAAAAGGAGGAGAUUAGGGAGGAACAUGCUCGCGAGUGA